AUGGCCCGCUCUCUCUUCUUGACCGGUGCUGUGCUCCUUUGCAGCGGUGCGCUUUUCACGGCCUUCGUGGCCGCGCCUCGUGCUGCUCCGGCCCCAACCGCGCCGCAUGCCACCACCGCAGCCCUGAGCGCCAUGACGCUGAUGGCUCCGCAGGCAGUGCAUGCCGAGGGCGGUGCAGUGUGGAUCCCGGCGCUCUCCGCCAUCGGCGCCGGCUUCGCCAUCGGUCUCGCAGCCAUCGGGUCGGGCGUGGGCCAGGGCAUUGCCAGCGGCCGCUGCAUUGACGGCAUUUCCCGUCAGCCGGAGGUCGCGGACGACCUCCGCGGUGUCCUGCUGCUGUCCCUGGCCUUCAUGGAGUCCUUGACCAUCUACGGUGCUCCUCUUCGCCAACCCCCUCAUCAAGUGAGCAAGAAGUCAGCGGUGAAGUUCUCCAGCUUCGAGUGGGCGGAGCAUCAGAGGAUGGCCCGCUCUCUCUUCUUGACCGGUGCUGUGCUCCUUUGCAGCGGUGCGCUUUUCACGGCCUUCGUGGCCGCGCCUCGUGCUGCUCCGGCCCCAACCGCGCCGCAUGCCACCACCGCAGCCCUGAGCGCCAUGACGCUGGUGGCUCCGCAGGCAGCGCAUGCCGAGGGCGGUGCAGUGUGGAUCCCGGCGCUCUCCGCCAUCGGCGCCGGCUUCGCCAUCGGACUCGCAGCCAUCGGCUCGGGCGUGGGCCAGGGCAUUGCCAGCGGCCGCUGCAUUGACGGCAUUUCCCGUCAGCCGGAGGUCGCGGACGACCUCCGCGGUGUCCUGCUGCUGUCCCUGGCCUUCAUGGAGUCCUUGACCAUCUACGGUGCUCCUCUUCGCCAACCCCCUCAUCAAGUGAGCAAGAAGUCAGCGGUGAAGUUCUCCAGCUUCGAGUGGGCGGAGCAUCAGAGGAUGGCCCGCUCUCUCUUCUUGACCGGUGCUGUGCUCCUUUGCAGCGGUGCGCUUUUCACGGCCUUCGUGGCCGCGCCUCGUGCUGCUCCGGCCCCAACCGCGCCGCAUGCCACCACCGCAGCCCUGAGCGCCAUGACGCUGAUGGCUCCGCAGGCAGCGCAUGCCGAGGGCGGUGCAGUGUGGAUCCCGGCGCUCUCCGCCAUCGGCGCCGGCUUCGCCAUCGGACUCGCAGCCAUCGGCUCGGGCGUGGGCCAGGGCAUUGCCAGCGGCCGCUGCAUUGACGGCAUUUCCCGUCAGCCGGAGGUCGCGGACGACCUCCGCGGUGUCCUGCUGCUGUCCCUGGCCUUCAUGGAGUCCUUGACCAUCUACGGUGCUCCUCUUCGCCAACCCCCUCAUCAAGUGAGCAAGAAGUCAGCGGUGAAGUUCUCCAGCCUCGAGUGGGCGGAGCAUCAGAGGAUGGCCCGCUCUCUCUUCUUGACCGGUGCUGUGCUCCUUUGCAGCGGCUGGGGCCUCGGUGCAAGCCACUGCUCGCAUGCAACGAAGAAGUUACUUGAUGUCACUUGGUCGGUCUGCUUCUGGGUGGCAAAAGUCUCGUCGAUAGAUGUGCUAGGUGCGCUUUUCACGGCCUUCGUGGCCGCGCCUCCCACCUGGCUGCAAACAGCCUUGCGGACGCAGCAUUCGCUUUCUCGUGCGGGCUCCGUGUUGCUGACAGUGUUUGACCCGAAGCGAGUUGCAAAGCAAACGUGCAGCCCCGAGCCAGCGGCUGAAGGCGCCAUGACGCUGAUGGCUCCGCAGGCAGCGCAUGCCGAGGCAGGCGGCGGUGCAGUGUGGAUCCCGGCGCUCUCCGCCAUCGGCGCCGGCUUCGCCAUCGGACUCGCAGCCAUCGGCUCGGGCGUGGGCCAGGGCAUUGCCAGCGGCCGCUGCAUUGACGGCAUUUCCCGUCAGCCGGAGGUCGCGGACGACCUCCGCGGUGUCCUGCUGCUGUCCCUGGCCUUCAUGGAGUCCUUGACCAUCUACGGUCUUGUGAUUGCCUUGGUGCUCCUCUUCGCGAACCCCCUCAUCAAGUGA
This is a messenger RNA of Symbiodinium sp. CCMP2592, 1980 nucleotides long. The record is from the annotation of a GenBank genome assembly. NCBI's taxonomy places the organism in Eukaryota, Dinophyceae, Suessiales, Symbiodiniaceae.